AUAUCAAUAAUAAUUUUUUAAAAAGGUGAAGUAUGAACUUGAAGGGCCCAAUCUUGAUACCCAAACUGUCACGUCAAACCUAUUGGAAACUGAGCCCACGCUUCAACGGCCCAUUAAUAUACUUGAGCCCAAGCCCAAUUUCUCAACUACUCUCAUCUCUUAACAAGCUUCCACCCGUCGCUAUCCCCAUCGUUCUUCGCCGAUCGGGAAUCGGGAGUGGUGCAGCGGAGGCUUUCGAUCCUUAUUCUGCCAUGGGAGUUCACUUCCAGCUCUGCACGAUGACGACAACAACAGGCACACAAUCGAAAUUCAAUCAUAGAAUUAUUACAAUCAGCUUGGCAAAGAAGUUUCAUUCAAAUAGCUCGGCAAAGAGGGAGGCCAGAAUCGAGACGGGAUCCCCAACAACGAUACUUACGAUUGUCUUGAUCAAGAUCUUGAGGAUUUUGAGAAUCUUUUUACAUCCUCUCUUCCGACGACUAAUUUCUUUCAGCUGCAUCUUAAUCUUCAUCUUCACAACGAGAUAUUGUCCGGCAGUGUUUUCUCCGCUCCUGUCCAAUUCAUCAACAACCAUAUCAAUAACACAAUCCACAUCAACAUGGGAAAAGAUCAGAGAGCAGAGAAGAGAUUUGAGAAUAUGCAGAAUGGGAUGUGUGGCAUAUUUAAUGAGCAUAUGAUCUUCAGCUACUUUUCUCCGACUCCAUGCAUUGACAUUCCAUAUGAAUUUGAACGAAAUUCCUCUAACACUGGUACGCGCUACACUUCUCUUCCGCUUCUAGAACUUCCUCCUCACGUUGACCUACGUUUAUGUUUAAUGCUACUUUAUAUUUCUUUAAUGGGGUUUAUUUAUAUAAUCUGUGUUUUGAUUCAAAUUUCACUCAAUAUUACAAUAAUAUUUAGUAGACAACACGACUCUUCACAAUGGUAUGAUAUUGUCUUGUCUACUCUCAUGGCUUUGCUUUGGGCUCCAAAAGGUCUCAUAUCAAUGAAGAGUGUAUUCGGAGUUAAA
This is a messenger RNA of Cucurbita pepo subsp. pepo (vegetable marrow), 1006 nucleotides long. The record is from RefSeq and is a predicted model, not a curated record. Lineage: Eukaryota; Viridiplantae; Streptophyta; Magnoliopsida; Cucurbitales; Cucurbitaceae.